Molecule: messenger RNA, 2492 nt
Organism: Fundulus heteroclitus (mummichog)
Lineage: Eukaryota; Metazoa; Chordata; Actinopteri; Cyprinodontiformes; Fundulidae
Gene: rnf114
Product: ring finger protein 114
Exons: 6
Coding region: 130-813 (227 amino acids)
Biological process (GO): protein polyubiquitination; ubiquitin-dependent protein catabolic process
Molecular function (GO): ubiquitin protein ligase activity
Source: RefSeq, a predicted model, not a curated record
GGGCUCGGAGUUGUGAUUCCAGACGCUCCGCCCCAAGAGCUUAAAAAAAAAAAAAAAAAAAAGAACCCGAAGCCGGUGACGUUUUGUUACAGUUGGUGUUGCUGGGGACAGACUCGGUGAAGAAAAGAAAUGGCGAUGCUCGGAGGCUUCAGCUCUGCACAGCCCAAGAAGAGCGUCUCUGACGGCAGCGGCGACGUGUCGGAUUUCGUCUGUCCAGUUUGCCUUGAAAUUUUCGAGACUCCCCAAACAACACAAUGCGGCCAUACCUUCUGCCAGAGCUGUUUGCAGGAAUGUUUGCGUCCACAGAAGCCGGUGUGUGCCGUAUGUAGGACAACUCUGAACAACUGGACCAGAGCCGCUGCCUUGGAGGCCGUCAUCCAGUCGUCUGUGGCAGCUUGCAAGGGAUGUGGAGUGCAGGUUGGCCUCUCUCAGAUGAGAAGCCACACAGCUGCCUGUUCAAAAUACCAGGAGUACAUUGAGGAGGGGGUGAGGAGCACUGCCCAGAAUCAGCCUGCCAUUAUCAGCCCGGUGCCGAACCGCUUCACCUUCUCCUGCCCCUAUUGCAACUGCCAGAACCUUGAUCAGGACGGCCUGGUGGAACAUUGCACCAACCAACAUGCACGGGAUACCCGCCAAGUGGUGUGUCCCAUCUGUGCCUCAAUGCCUUGGGGAGACCCCAACUACAGGAGUACUGACUUUUUCCAGCACCUGAAGAUCAGACACACUUUCUCAUACGAUACUUUUGUUGAUUACGCCACAGAUGAGCACACGAUGAUUCAGGAAGCUUUACAGCGUUCCCUCAUGGACAAGUGACGCGUGAGGAACAGCAUGGCAGCAGGAAGAAGAGGAAUCCAGAGAAGAGAGCAGGAGAUUGUCUUGGAAAGACAAAAAAAAGAAAAAAAAAAAAGAAAACAACGACAACAAAAAAUAAACUCUGUAUCAUUAAUGGCUCUAUCCAGAGGACAAUUGUACUGAAUCGUUAUGGAUCAUUCUUAUUUCAAAGGGACACUGGGUUGCAUCUUCGAAAUCUAAAAGAUUUAAAGUAAAUCAAUAAAUAAUGGAACAUCCUUGCAACAUAUUGUACUGUUUAAUUUAGGACUGAUGCAGCGUUUCCAGUGCGGUGAUUCUUUUUCUUCCCCUCUACUGAGUCUGUGUUCUUGGUAGUUAGUUUUGCAUUUACCUAUGUUUAAGUACGUUUAUUUAAGGAUGAUCUGUCGAACAACCAAAACUUCCACGUUGUGAAAAAGUUGACAAUACUUGAUGCUAUGAGAGGGUUUGACCACUAGGUGGCUGAAUAUCGCCAGCAAAUGACAAAACUUUAUGAGAGAAGGUUGUCCAGCAACGGUAAUAAAUGACAUCUUGGCCAGCAAUGGCUGCGCAUAUAAACUAUCUGCCUCGAGAGAGAGAAAAAGGGAUCCGUUUAAAUCUGUAUGCUGUUUCUGGUUGAAGUGUGCGAGGGUGUUUUUUUUUUUUUCUUUUUUUCCCCCCCUAUUUUAUUUGCCACAAUGUGCUAAAAAUAACUUUUUAUAUAAUGGGUCAAAACAGCAAGAGACGCUCGCUUGCUUCAUUGUAAUGUUCCUCCGUUUGUGUCGUUGUGCCUUCUAGUAAAUCUUAUUUCUGACUUCCAAAAUUAACAGGGCUAAUCUAGAUCAUCCUGGGACCUGACAGAUGCAAAAGGGUCAACAUUGAUUGCUUGUGUAGGUGAUUUUUUUAUUUUUUAUUUUAUUUAAUUUUUUUUACCCACCCAACAUUUUGUACCAUUAUCUUUCCACUGGGGGGCACCAGAGGACUACCUUUCCCUGACAGUUCUAGUUGUGACGAUACCAAAUCAAUUUAGAUUUCAUUAGAUGUAACACGAGCAUUUUCUUUUCGGUUUUAAGUGCAUUACACAAAGACGUCAUCACUUUACAAAAAAUAGGUUUUAGUGAACUUAUUUAGUCAUAGUCAAAAGCACUUAACUCUUUUAAACAACAUGGUUAGCUAAUAUAACUAAAUGUAAAGUGCUGUGAUGUGUUUGCUUGAAUACUCUCAGUAAUCCAGAAUACAUUGCUUUAUUCAUCCACUGUUCAAAGUCUUAGUUCUUGUAUUGAUUUCACCCUAACAUCGCUCGCAUGCAGGGUUAGAAAACAACAGAAAUGUUUGUUUUUCCUGUAUGCCUUUGUGUUUGUUCCCUCCCCCAGCAACUUUUAAUGUCUCAGACCAACCUCAGAGUAAAACAAAUCUACAACCAACAGAUUCAUAAAUCUCUUUACAAGCAGAUUAAGUAGCUCCCGGACAGAACGUUUGUCUUUUUUAUGUAGUCUUUUCCUCCCACUUUUAAGGCCUGUUAUGAAUGUUGUUUUUUUUUUUUUUUUGUCCCCCUCUGCGGUAUUAAUGUGUUUUUAAUUUGUAAUGACAUUUCUUUUCCUUUUCUCGAUAUAUAUCACGUUCUCUUAGCCCUACUGUCAGGGUGUGCUAAAUUCUGAGAAAUUAAAUCUCUUUAAUUAUUUAAG